UCUUCUUUCAUUUUCUUUCAUAAUUAUUAAGCAUAAGAUCUCAACAAUACAAUAAACUACUUGCAUUGCAUAUCAUCAUCAUCUCUUUGAUCAUUCACUAUUUCCUUCACUACUAUUUAGCAACUAUUAUUGGAUCAUAUCAUGGGAGAUUCUUCUUCUUCUUCUUCUGCAUCAUACAUUCAUAUGGUGCAGCACUUGAUUGAGAAGUGUUUGAUCUUUCACAUGACAAAGGAGGAAUGCAUGGAAGCUCUCUCUAAGCAUGCAAACAUUAAGCCUGUCAUAACUUCCACAGGUAUAGCAUAUAGUGAGUCUAAGAGCAAAAACGACCGAAUGUCUGAGGAAGAGACAAACCAAAUGAUACAGAAGAUGAUCUCCGAUUCCUCUUCUUCUUCUAAAGAAGCUGAUCGGCAAUGGACUCACCGCUAACAAGAAGCGCGAUGCAGCUGGUACUGACAAGCGGAGAAAAACGGCGGCAAGGAUUU
Arachis ipaensis is the source of this 482-nucleotide messenger RNA. The record is from RefSeq and is a predicted model, not a curated record. NCBI's taxonomy places the organism in Eukaryota, Viridiplantae, Streptophyta, Magnoliopsida, Fabales, Fabaceae.